Messenger RNA from Microplitis demolitor, 2470 nucleotides. RefSeq lists its product as uncharacterized. Lineage: Eukaryota; Metazoa; Arthropoda; Insecta; Hymenoptera; Braconidae. Bases 98 to 1432 code for a protein of 444 amino acids. The record is from RefSeq and is a predicted model, not a curated record. The transcript has 8 exons. Gene Ontology annotation, molecular function: protein binding.
UCGCGCCUUAUAAUUAAUCAGUACUCUAUCUAAUGUCUCUGAAUCGUUCAAUUAAAAAAAAAAUAUUCAUAAGUUUUUUUUAUUAAAUAUAUAAAAUAUGGGUCGAUUUCCCGAUCAUUUAUUUUUGAAAAUUUUCAAGCGACUCUCCGUUCGAAAACUUAUUUUUUUGAAAAUUGUUCACAAACGUUUCUAUAAUUUGAUAACUAAAUUGCUGAGUAAGAAAAAAAAUUUAUGGAGAGAUGCUGCUCAGGCAGACAUUCCUCGAUCAGUUCUCUGUUUGUUCAUUAAAAAACGGUUGCCUUCAGUACGCGCUGAUAAUUAUUAUCAACUGGAUGACGAAGAUUUUUGGAAAAAUAUUCAUUUGAUUCGCAAUAAAUGGGAAGCUUGUGCUUCUCUGGCUGUUGAUCAUGAGCAAAAGAUAGUACAGGAUUUACUAGAUGGACAUGUGUCUUGCAUUGCUACUUCCGAUAAAUAUUUAGCCAUUGGAACAAAAGGAUCUAAAGUAAAUGUUUAUAAAGAACGAGAUAAUUAUCAUGACUAUGAUGGCAAUCGAUACGAGUUUUUAUUCGGAAGACCUGGUAGUGAAGAUCAAUCAAUUGUUAAAUUAAUUUACUGGUACACGAAUAAAAAAAAAAUAAUUGUUACUCUGUCGAAAAAUAAUAAUUUGAAAUUUUGGGAUUUGGUGACUGGGAAAGAAUUUAUCGACCGCCAGGAAUACUCAGCUGAAAAUAUAUGUGCCGGCACAGAUGGAAGUUUCUAUUCUGAAUUUCACGGUACUGUUUUAUCAUAUACAUUUAAAUUUGGAAUAUUCAUCAAAAGGCUACACGAAGCUGAUUUGGAUCAAGAAAAGGAUGAAGAUUAUCCUGUUGAUUUACUAUCAGUAGAAAAAAAUAUAAAAGUCAUUUGGCCACAAGCUGAACUUAUUAAUAUUGCUGAUAUUUUGAUGCCACAACCAAAUAACAGUAAUACUGUCACCACAAGUUCAUAUUCAAUAAAAUUACCUGCAAGAGCGACAAAAGCAGAAAAUAAAAAAUUUUAUUUGCUAUCUUUAGAAAAUUCUAGGAGUAUUAUUGCAACUUAUGAUAACUACUUUGCUAUCCAUCAAGAAUAUAAUAAUUGGCGGGAAUUUGAUAUGUUGGACUGCUUGGGAGGAAAAAUAACAUAUGUGACUUUACAUGGAGACCUUUUAAUUUUGAAUAUCCUCAAAGUGUCUGGACAAGCGGUUACGCGGGUAAAUACAGCUAAUAGUUUUUUUAGCUGCAAGGAUGUGCAAGAUUUCUACACAAUGCAAUCAAAAGAAAUGAGCUCUGGAAAUUCAAAAAUUUUCGCAGUUGAUACAAUUGAUAACAGAAAUUAUCCAGCGUUGGCGGUGACUACAGAAAAUUUUGUCAAUAUUAUUUAUUUCCAUCCAAUGCAAGAUUUUUUUUUCUAGCUGUCUAGUUUAUAAAUUAGAGAAAAAAAAUUAUCAAUGUAUGAAAAAAAUUUAAUUAAUUAUUGUGUAUAAUAAAUUUAUCAACUGCAAUUAUAAAUUUUAAUUUAUGUAAUUACUUUUAAAAAAGUUUAUAUAUACAAUUGAAUUUAAAUUUCCCUCUCUGGUUACGUCACCCACAAAAACCGCGUGCUUUUAUCCCCACCCGGAAUUCAAUUUGCACAAACGAAAAUGAUAUUUAUUUAUAUUUUUAAUUACAUAUUGUCUUUAGUUUCGUAUCUAUUUUGUGUACGAGCAAUCGAACCGAAUUAUUUUUUAACUUUUCUUCUCAACAAUUAUCAUAGAAGAUGGCAACUAUUGAAUUAAAUUCAAACGAAGAAAAAUUAUCUGCUGAUGAAUUUAGUGCGCUGUGUGAAAUAAAAUAUCUGCGUAAGACUUUAUCAUUUUUACAGAAACGUGUUCGAAGAAAAGCGCGAAUUCAGUACCCGUAUUAUUUAAUGUACGAUCAGAUAAUUGGAAAAUUACCGAAGUACGCUGAACAGUCAUCUGAAUUUCCGGUCCAUCUCCAGUUUGAAGGAAUUUGGGAGGAUCCAGACGAUUCCCGUGACCGGAAUACGAUGCACCCUGUUCAGUAUUACAAGAAAAAAAUUCGCUCUCUUGAAGAGCAGUAUAUUUCAAAACUCGACAAAUUGAUGGACGAUCAAGGCCAGCUUGCCAAUGAAGUCAAAAAGGCUCUCCGUGUUGAAAAAGCUAAAGAAAACAGUUUUCUGAGAAAAGUUUCAUUUGACAAUUCCUGGAUGGUCAAACUUUCCGCGAAAAACAAAACUUCCGGGUUCCUCGAUGAUCUUGAUUGACCUCCGAUUUAUGCUCGCGAAUCGAUUGCCAAAAUCGAACUUUCCUGAUAUGUAUUACAGUCAUAAGUUAUUUUUAUUUAUAAAUAUCUACUAUUAGUCAUGCCAUAACUAUACUCUAUUUAUUUAUUUAUUUAUUUAUUUAAAUAGCCAACAAUAAAAUCAUCUUGCUAUCAGACUUGUAUUUUUU